ACAUAUCCUUCAUCUAUAUAUAUGUUCAUGGCUGCAAGCAUUUGGCAACAACACAAGUCAUUCACAUCCUAAAGCAUAAGAAACUCAAAUACUUGCACGAGUUGCAUCUUAUUUACAAGUCAUUUGAAAAACUAGUCUUUCUUCAACACAUACAAAAAUGGGUUUUCGUUUAUCCGGCAUCGUAAGAAAGGCAUCAUUUACUUCAUCUUCAAAAGCUAUGGAAGUGCCAAAGGGUUAUCUUGCAGUUUACGUUGGAGAUAAAAUGAAGCGGUUUGUGAUCCCUAUAUCAUACUUGAACCAGCCUUCAUUUCAAGAUUUGCUAAGUCAAGCUGAGGAAGAAUUUGGGUAUGAUCAUCCAAUGGGUGGUCUCACAAUUCCUUGUGAAGAAAAUGUAUUCUUUGAUAUCACUUCUCGCUUGAGUUGAUGCUAGCACCAUCAAGAUUAGGCUGAUUUAAAAAUAGAUUAACACAAUUUUUGUGGCAAUUUCUUACCCUGAGAAAGAUUUUCUCCAUUUUUUGUAUCCUACUAUGAAACUCAAUGAGAAAUUUAUGCACAUAAACAAAUGUCUCCCAUUUUCUCCUCAAAUCUAAAUGCACUGUUAAGUUCAAAGGCAAUAAUAAGCUGAAAGUGCGGUUCAUAAAAUCAAUUUUCAUGACCUGGUUUACAAUAAAAGAAAAGGAAAGCAGCAGAUAACUUUCAUGAUUUAAUAUGAUGAUGUACUUCUAAGUAAAAAGGUUAUUAUAAGAAAAACAGUAACUAAGUAUGAAUUUGCAUAAUAUUAGUUUUAAUAAUGUGAACGUUUUUUGUCAGUUCAAUUAUCCAAUUAUCACUGUAGGAUGAUUAAACAGCUUCCAGGAUCAGUCCCUGUAUUUGCCAUGUCCCACUUUAUUUUUAUCUGUCUUUGAAAUCUCUGUGGACCCUUCCCAGUUUGUACAUAGUGGUCACUAAAAUGUGGCCUCUGAAAUUACAAUUGAGAUUGAACCACUAAU
Arachis duranensis is the source of this 989-nucleotide messenger RNA. Its product is annotated as auxin-induced protein 15A-like. The coding region runs from base 158 to 424 and encodes 88 amino acids. The transcript has a single exon. Lineage: Eukaryota; Viridiplantae; Streptophyta; Magnoliopsida; Fabales; Fabaceae. Gene Ontology annotation, biological process: response to auxin. The record is from RefSeq and is a predicted model, not a curated record.